Molecule: messenger RNA, 1548 nt
Organism: Pocillopora damicornis (cauliflower coral)
Lineage: Eukaryota; Metazoa; Cnidaria; Anthozoa; Scleractinia; Pocilloporidae
Biological process (GO): calcium ion import across plasma membrane
Cellular component (GO): plasma membrane
Molecular function (GO): calcium channel activity
Source: RefSeq, a predicted model, not a curated record
GACGAUUUGAUACGAGAUCAAUUUGACGAGGAGUUCUGGAUUAAGGUCCAUGAGAAGCAAAACAAAGGACUGUCAUGGAACAGAGCUAUGGACGAAGUUCAUGUGGAAAGAUUGAUUCAGAAAUACAAGGAUGGUGGGAAAUUGGAUAGCGAGGAUCCAGCUCUUUUAAUGUUAAAACAGUGGCCAGGAUCUGAAAAGUGCAAAGAUGAUUCCGACAAACUUCGUGCACUUGAACAACAGAUAAAUCGGAUUUUGGAGAUUCUAUUAGAAAGUGAAAUAAACACAGGGAACAGAUACGAGUCGUUCCGAGACGAAGAUGACGAAACAAAUAAAACACUAAUGCACUAUGCAGCAGAGCAUGGCUUUUUGCAUGUCACCAAAACGCUUUUCAGGAAAUGUCCAGAGCUACUUGUUGUGAAGACAGAAGAGCAACUCAAACCUGUCGAAAAGAGAGCCAUGUUACCUGUGGAAUUAGCAAUAGUAACAGAGAAUGAUGAUGUGGCUGCAUUUUUGGUUAGAGUUAUGUGGCAUGAGAGAGUCCAAGGCUUAUUUUCGUGGACACAAGGUGACAUAACCAAUCCUCAACCAUCCUCUUUCAGUUUCAAGGCAAUUAUCGAGAAUCCUAAAAUGAGGAAAACAAUAGUGGCUGUAUUAGACCAGAUGGUUGAUCCUCAUUGGCCAUAUCUUCCAAAACGUCAAGAAAACUAUGAAACUGAAGAAGAGAGAGAGGCAAUUGAGGGAGUCUGGAAUACAAUCUCUGGUGAUCCAUUAAACUAUCAUUUUUAUUAUCAUAUUUUGGAUGGAGAUGAGGGAGGACGGCCCCCAAAGAUUAUGGCCUCAGAUGGACACAAGGAGAUGGAAAACAAAUAUUUUAACUUGAAUGACAAGUCUUGUUUACAUGCCAUUGCAAAGAGCAACAACAAAGAAGCUUUGCAACAUCCUGUUGUCAGAAUGUUGAUUAAAACAAAAUGGAAAAGUUAUGGACACUUUUUCCUCAGCCUCCAAGUGGCAUUGUUUUGCAUCUUUUUGCUGUGUAUGUCAUAUUCUCUGCUGCAUGCCUCUACCAAACUGGACCCCACCCAUUACAGUGGUGCACUGGACUCACUGCGUGGAUUUUGUGAGGUUGUCACUCUACUCAUGGUCGUGUUUUACAUCUGUGAGGAAGUCAAUCAGAUAAGAAUAGAGGGGCGUUGUUAUUUCACAGAGUGGAUGACCUUGUUUGACUGGUUAGGCCUACUGUUGAUAUUGUGUAUAGUACCGUUACGAUACAUGGAUCAUAAAGCACAGUGGAUGGUGACAUCUUUAGCCUUCUUGUUCAACUUCCUGAGGAUAUUUAAAUUUUCAUGUGUGUCAAGGACUACAGGAUUAUACACACAAACCUUGGCCAAGAUCAUUUUACAUGAUGUAACAAGAUCCAUGGCAGUUUUUAUUGUGAUCUUUUUCUCCUUCUGUGGUGCUUUGACUUUAUCCCUCUGUUACUCCGGAUCCAGUGAAAACCAAGAACUUCGGUACAUCUCUUUUUACUCAAUCUCCUUAACAAAGCUAUAA